Quercus robur (English oak) is the source of this 1161-nucleotide messenger RNA. RefSeq lists its product as uncharacterized. The record is from RefSeq and is a predicted model, not a curated record. NCBI's taxonomy places the organism in Eukaryota, Viridiplantae, Streptophyta, Magnoliopsida, Fagales, Fagaceae. The transcript has 2 exons. The coding region runs from base 1 to 1161 and encodes 386 amino acids.
AUGGAAGGAUCAGGUCCGCGCCAAGCUGGACGUACUGAAUCUCAACGACAGGACAACUUUGUAAACCUCGAACGAGCAAAAGACCAAAAUGAUCAACGAGAGGGCAGUGUGAACACCGCUCACACGAGUAAAAGUCGCUCGAAAGGGAAAGACCAUGCAUCCCGCCAGCACAACGAGCAGAAGGCUCUGCAGCAAGAGAUUGAGGAUUUGAGGAAAAGGCUGCGGCGAGCCCAACAAAAACGUCCUUUGCCCAUUUCGGAUACUAGCAGUGGUGAGGAUGAUGAAUACAGACGAAGGAGGAGGACCCCCCCGAGCGAGACGAUGGCAGGUGACCCCUCAAAACGCAAUCAGAAUCUAUAUUGUGCGUACCACCAAGAGCCCGGCCAUGUCACAGACGAAUGUAGGAAUCUGAAGAACUAUGUGGAUCGACUCGUCCGAGAAGGAAAGCUAGGGCAUCUGUUGCAACGUCCUGAGCAGUCAAAUGUCGAUACCAGGCAAAGUACCUUGAGGCCACCCAUCGGCACGAUAAAUGUCAUUCUUGCCGCACCUGGGAGAACCGGUUCCGUCCCAUUCAGAGUAAUGUCAGUAGGUAGGUUCCCGACAGAGUCAGGCGAAAAGGAAUCCAAGAGGGCUAGAGGGAGAGUGCCAUUAAUUGGAUUCACGGAAGAGGACAAAGAGGGAACUAUUCAGCCCCAUGACGACGCCCUAGUCGUGACACUCAGAAUAGGAGGCUAUGACGUGAGGAGGGUGUUAGUUGAUCAGGGCAGCGCCGUGGAAGUGAUGUACCCGGACCUGUACAAAGGGCUGAAUUUAAAGCAGGAGGACCUGUCGCCAUAUGACACUCCUCUGCUUAGCUUUGAGGGAAAAAUCGUCAUCCCUAAGGGCAUGAUCAGAUUGCCUGUGCAAACAGACAUAGAAAUAGUGGAAGUGGAUUUCAUUGUGGUGGAUGCAUACUCACCCUACACGGCUAUCGUGGCACGGCCAUGGCUUCAUACGCUAGGGGCUGUGUCAUCUACCCUGCACCAGAAGGUGAAGUAUCCCUCAGAGGGCCGAAUCAAAGAGAUAGUGGGGGAUCAAGGAGUGGCCAGGCAUUGCAUGGUAUCGGCCAUUGCUCGACAAUUAAGCGACGCGCCUUCCACUUCAACCGGGAAUACCUUAUAG